AUGAUUUCAAGUCCUUUACUAUCUACCAUGAGAGAAGACUAUCGAUUAGGUACACUCGAAGAGGACAGUGUAUCUCAGAACCCAUACAAACAAUUUGAUAAAUGGUUUCAAGAUGAACUUUCAUGGAAAACUGUUAAAGAACCAAAUGCAAUGCAUUUAGCUACUUGUACAAAGGAUGGUAAACCAUCAGGAAGAAUUGUAUUAUUAAAAUACUUUGAUCAAAAUGGAUUCGUUUUCUUUACAAAUUAUAAUAGUCGAAAGAGUCACGAGAUGAUUGAGAAUCCAUACGCAUCGAUUACAUUCUUUUGGAAUCAAAGACAGAUUAGAAUUGAAGGAACCGUUGAAAAGGUGACAAGAGAAGAGAGCGAAAACUAUUUCAAGACACGACCCAAGGCAAGUCAACUUGGCGCGUGGGUAUCAAAGUAUCAGAGCGCAGAGGUUUCACGAGAGGAAUUGGUCGAAUCACAACGUAGACUAGAAAAACAAUACGAAUCUACAGAAGUUCCAACACCAGAGUUUUGGGGUGGUUGGAGAAUUAAACCAACAUGUUUUGAAUUCUGGCAAGGAAAAGGUGGAAGAAUUCAUGAUCGUAUUAAAUACAAAACAAUUACAAACAACACUAUCAAUGGUAAUUCAAACAAUAUCAUUUCCACUUCUGCGACAGUUGAAAUUACAGAAGAUUUAGAUAAAUUGAAAAUCAUUUCAAAGGCAAACGAACAUCAUCAACAAGAAGAAAAAGAAAAUGGAAAAGAUCAACAAGUAAAAAAAGAUAGUGAUGACAAUGAUGAAUAUGGAAAAUGGUCAAUUAAAAGAUUAUAUCCAUAA
Cavenderia fasciculata is the source of this 825-nucleotide messenger RNA. RefSeq names its product pyridoxamine-phosphate oxidase. NCBI's taxonomy places the organism in Eukaryota, Evosea, Eumycetozoa, Acytosteliales, Cavenderiaceae. The record is from RefSeq and is a predicted model, not a curated record. Gene Ontology annotation, molecular function: pyridoxamine phosphate oxidase activity; FMN binding. The transcript is spliced from 2 exons. The coding region runs from base 1 to 825 and encodes 274 amino acids. Gene Ontology annotation, biological process: pyridoxine biosynthetic process.